AUGGAUGGAGGAGCUAAUCUGGAUGCGCAAAUAGAGGUGCUGUUGAAUGUGGAGAAGCAGAUGAGACUCAACGGCGAUGUGGCCGGCACAAGGAAGGCCGUUACAGAAAUUCUUCAACUUUGCUUUGAAGCUCGUGCUUGGAAAGCCCUCAAUGACCAGAUUGUAUUGUUAUCCAAGCGACGUGGUCAAUUGAAGCAGGCCGUAACUGCGAUGGUCCAGCAGGCAAUGCAAUACAUUGAUGAGACACCGGAUCUUGAAACUAGGAUAGAGCUCAUUAAAACCUUAACAAUAUAUGUGGAGAUUGAGAGGGCUCGUUUGAUCAAGAGACUUGCAAAGAUCAAGGAAGAACAAGGGCUUAUAGCUGAGGCUGCUGAUUUGAUGCAAGAAAUUGCGGUCAGUUUGUGA
This is a messenger RNA of Ilex paraguariensis (yerba mate), 405 nucleotides long. The record is from the annotation of a GenBank genome assembly. Lineage: Eukaryota; Viridiplantae; Streptophyta; Magnoliopsida; Aquifoliales; Aquifoliaceae.